GUCUUCCAUCACUGCGCAUGCUCAGUUCCUUGCUAAGGAAGAAAGGAGAAGAUGUCUCUAACGAGGUGAGUUCCACGAAAAGGCCUUUCUUGUUUGAAUUUCACAAAACUUGAUGAUAUUUCGUAUCCACGUUAUAGUAAGAAGUGGAUAUGUCAAAGUCAGUGUUACAGAACGGCGCUUUGGUUAGUCCCAUCAUUGUUAUUUCGGUUCAAAUGUGGCUAACAGUAGCAGCUAAUGCUAGUUAGCUAAUGCUAGUUAGCCAGAACCGUGCGUCGGUAUCUAAACAUUAGCUAGACUAGCAACAUGGACCCGUGGUGAUGAAACUUAAGUCUUUAGCUUGUUUAGAAGUUGCGUCCUGAAUUCAUGAAUUCGUCCAGUUUUGUUAAAAAACACUCUAAAGAUUCGUCUCUUAUUUGUUGGUUCGUUGACUGGCUGUAAUAACGUUAUGGUGCUAAUACGAGCUGUCGCUGUAGGCUAACGGUAGCAUACACAGGCUUAAACCAACCAGCCCAGGAUUAGCCAAGAGUCACACUGUUUUGUGUUGUUUUUAGCUUUCUACCUGCGCCGACCCAGUUGUCCCAGGACCAGCUGGAGGCAGAAGAGAGGCUCCGGACCCAGAAGUCGUACUCCAACGCCCUGGUUUCAUCCCGGAGAGAGCCUCCUCCUUAUGGACACAGAAAAGGCUGGGUGCCCCGCACCCUGGAGGUAAAUCCAGUUACUUUUAAAGUUCGUAACACAAUAAAUGAAGGGUUACAAGGCUUGACACUAACUUUUUUUCCCACAAGGAGCACACAAAGAACUUUAAAGGCACAAUGAAAAUUGAUCAAAUAAUAUUUGCCUUAUUGCUGGAUAUUGAUACUAUUAUUUGAAAUCAAUUUUCGGUCUUUUGGUCACAUGACAUGGAAGCUAUUGAAGAAAAUGUUCAUAAUAUGCCUAGAAAAUUGAAAAAAAAAUUUUUAGAAGACAAAUUAUGGAAAUAAAGAUGUGUGUCCAAGUACUAUUAUUUGAAAUCUAUUUUAGCUAAAUUGGUCACAUGACAUGGAAGCUAUUGAAGACAAAACAGCCUUUUUUUUUGUGAACAUCAACCAGUAAUUUAUUGACCGUCCCUUAUUCAACUCCCGAUGUUGACAGUGAGGGUGCAGAGUAGAUUUAACUGCUGCUGUUGCUAUUCCCAGUUGGGGAAAGUCCCGACUCUUUCGCCUCUGAUUGGCUAGAAAAGCUGAAAACGUCAUCACACACUCAAGCCGAAUGUGGGCUGUCAACUCUGUACAUCAAACAGAACAUAAUAGAACAUUAUCGCACUUCUGAAUGCACUAACCCUAACCUUUACCCUAACCCUAACCCACGUGUGCCCCUAAAUACAUUUUACAAUUCGCACACGCCUAUUUUUAGUUGCAAAUGCAAGUGAAACAAUCGCACUGUCAAGCCCUGGGUUAUCUAUCUAAAUGAUGUUGAAGAGGAUGCAUAAGUGUCAUUCAAGACUUCUCGCCACUAGCCAACCAUUAUCCAAAUGAUUUCACUUCUGUGUUUUUGUAGGACUUUGGAGAUGGGGGAGCGUUCCCAGAGAUCCAUGUGGCCCAGUUUCCUCUGGAGAUGGGCAGGAAGAAAAAGACGUCAAAUGCUCUAGCGGUACAGGUGGACGCAGAAGGAAAGAUCAAAUAUGACGCCAUAGCAAGACAAGGACAGGGCAAAGAUAAGGUAAGCAAGUUUCAAAUGCUAAAUCAGCUGCAAUCUUCCUUUAUGUGACAUCAUCUUGGGACAAAGACUUGAUCAAUUUUUUUAAGGUUGCUUUGUGUCAAUAUUACAUGUUACCACAGUGUAAAUUUGUUUUUAUUCCUGCAUCUUCUGACACUAGAAUUUAAGAACACACAUCUUAGAGAAUUCUCACUUUGUCUCCUUACAAAUUUGUUUUAUAAAAGUGAAGGUAAUUUGUUCAUUUUCAAGUUGCUUAAAAAGAUUCUUGUGUUGUUGCAGGUGGUUUUCAGUAAGUACACAGACCUUCUACCAAAGGAGGUUUUGAAUGAAGAUGCUGCUGAGCUUCAAAAGCCAGAUGAGGAGGCUGUAAAAGAGGUAAGUCAGUCAUUCAGGUGCAAGACCGAUUGUAUAGAACAUUCACUUUAUUUACUUUUCCUUUAACUUCAUGAUUAAGAAUCAUGUGUAUGACAUUUACAUAAAAACAAUAAGUAUUCAGACAUGUGUAUUUUUUUUGUAGCUGACAGAGAAGACCAGGGCUGCCCUGGACAAGCAAGUUUCACAAAAGAUUGCAGCUGCUAUGCCUGUAAGAGCUGCAGACAAACAAGCACCAGCACAGUAUAUCAGGUAUGUGUCAUUUUAAACUGUUUUUGUACAAUUAUGAACCGCACGAUUAAAGGUAGCUGAUGGAAUCAUUUUCAGAUGGGUCAUGAGAAACUGAUGUAAAAACUUUAAUAGUUUGAUCGUCUUUUUGCCUGUAUUUGUGUUUGUGGAUUAAGGUAAACUGUUUGGACAUCAUAACACAUUUUCCCUCUUUUGUCUCUUCCGCAGAUACACUCCGUCUCAGCAGGGGGUGGCAUUCAACUCAGGGGCCAAACAGAGGGUGAUCCGCAUGGUAGAAAUGCAGAAAGAUCCAAUGGAGCCACCACGUUUCAAGUAAGUAAACCAGUGUUAUUUUACUUUCAUUGACUUAACAACCAAUCGGCACUAAGGAGCAGCGUCCGUCUCACAACCAAUCAGGAUGGGGGAGGCGGAGAACGGCUUUGUUUACAGCCAGAAAGAGCGGACAGCUCAAGAAAUUUUAAAAUGUUGACCACACAGACAUAACAAAACACAGCGAUAUUGUUAUAUUACCAAAUGUCAUCAAUAACUAAUAUCUAUUGACUGAUAUUAGAAGCUUUUUUGUAUAUACACCACAAAAAAGACGCUUCUUUAACGGGUUCCUGCCUACCCCACCUUUAAGAAUAGAGACACGGCCAAAGGAAAUAUAAGCGAGAUACAAGUAAUGAAAGACAAAAUGAUCUAAAAGAAGCUUUAAAAAAUUAAAACCCAUCUGCAAGGUUAUGAUUCAUCUUGUGUCCAAAUUAAGUUCCCCGAGAGUAAAUCACCUUCAAACGUCUUAAUAAGUAUUGUUAAUGAAUGCACAUUUCCCUCUUGAUAUAUUUAUUGAAAUAUUCAAAGUUUGAACCGAUUCAUUAAGACUUUUCCUCGAUGAGGUAAUUUUAGACCAAAGUGUUCAAUUAUACUCGACAGUUUUAUGGUUAUAAUUUGUUGCAACAAUCCUCUUGACAAUUUUUCUUGUGCGAACCAGGUUCUGCUUGACUAUUUAUUCAUCAAAUAAAAGUAAUUUCCUUCCCCUCGGCUUAACAAAUAUGAUGAAGUGAAACAGAUCUGAUUGUGUGUUUCAGAAUCAACAAGAAGAUUCCUCGGGGACCUCCAUCUCCACCUGCUCCAGUCAUGCAUUCCCCAAGCAGAAAGGUACAUUCGGCUGAAAUGUUUGUCUUCUCUGAGCGCCUCUUUUUAUGCCGUGGAGGAGGAAAAAAAUAGAUAUUUGCACAUUUCAAAAGAAAUCAUGUUUGACAGUUUCUCCUUUUGUUUUUAGAUGACAGUAAAGGAGCAGCAGGAGUGGAAGAUUCCUCCAUGCAUCUCCAACUGGAAAAACGCUAAGGUAAUGUGACAUCAGAAUCAGUCUGAACCCUUCUCUUAAUGUCAAACACAAGGGGGCAGGUCAUGCUGUCAUUUUCUUAUACCGGGCUUAUUUGUAAGUUUGGGUUUGAUGCAUGGCGUGUGGAGUAUUGGAGUUUCAGGAUGCCAGAUCUUAUGAUUGUAAUUCCAGCUCGCCUCUUUCUCCUCAACUUAUUUCUUUUGUUUGAUGUGCCUGUCAUCUCUCAGGGUUACACCAUUCCUCUCGACAAACGUCUGGCUGCCGACGGCAGAGGGCUGCAAACAGUUCACAUCAACGAAAACUUCGCCAAGCUCGCCGAGGCGCUCUACAUCGCCGACAGAAAGGUACAACGCCGUCGAUACUGAUUGAAAUGUGCCAGCGGAUCAUUUUUUUAACCAUUAGGGAUGUAUAUGUACAUGUAUUUCAUGUGCAUCGCCAGGUUCGUUGCUGUUCGUUGCUGCACAGCAUUGUUUGCAAACUGCGUGCGCCUUGUCAAGUUGACCUCCUCGCUUGAAAAACCUGAAAUAUCGCCACACCUUCGUUUUGUGUGCCUUUUUUUGGUGCAUGAAAUAUCUUGCCGCUGCUCUCGUCAUUAUCGUUUGCCUCCAUAUUUGUUGUGUACAACACCUGCUCGCGUCAGUGCCCGAGGACGCGAUGGUGCGUUCAGGUUGCCUCGGAAAAGACGACAGGACGGGGAAUAGAUUCUAGAACAUGAAUUUAUCAAUCUAACAGAAGAGAUGCACCACAAAUUCACCCCGCUUUGCAAACGUUGAAUCUGUGAAUCUUGACAUCCCUAGUAACCAUAUAUUAUGUAACAUGUGUUUCCAUAGGCCAGAGAGGCAGUGGAGAUGAGAGCCCAGGUUGAGAAGAAGAUGGCUCAGAAGGAGAAGGAGAAGAAGGAGGAGAAACUGAGAGAGCUGGCUCAGAUGGCUCGAGACCGCAGGGCAGGGAUCAAAAGUCACGGAGACAAAGGUAAGUCCAACCAGAAGAGGGUUUCCUCUGUCUGUUUCUUACUUGUGUUUUUCCCAAGCGGGUGGAAAACUUGUUGUCAGUAAUGUCGCCACUUCUAAAUCUGGCAUGGCGAGAGGCAGAAGUGAUGACAAUGCUUCUCACCACUCCAGCUCAGAACCAGCCGAGUGUGAAGUGUUUUUCGCCUCCCCGCUGAUAAUUCACGUUCAGAUUUUGAAGAAAGAUAACCCGUGUUGCAUGUCCUGUCUUUCUGAACGACGGAAACAGAAAUCAAAUUCUUAUUGCGUGUUUUUUUUUUCUUCUGUUUUGAAUUUCAACAUCUGUCAGCUGUGUUUGUUUUUAUAAGUUAAUCUUCUCUCCUCUACCGAGUCUCAACCACCUGCCUCAUAUUUCUGCCAUGCCUAUACCAUCUGUUUUUUUCAUUACCCCUAACACCACCUAACAUCCGCUUUCCUCACCUCUCGCUCCUCAUUUCUCCCUCCAUCUGUCUCCCUCUUUAUCGCAAUGUUUCUUUUCACCUCUGCGCAUCAUCUGCGACUUGUCCCAUUAUCUGUCUCUCACUUUUCUCCUCAUGUCGAUUUAAAAAAAAAUCUUUUUGUGUCUUUUCAACCCCUGUCGUCCCUCCCCCCGUCCCACGCAGCAGGUGGCGAGGACAGCGAGGCCAGAGAGCGUGACGAGAUCCGCCACGACAGACGGAAAGAGAGACAGCACGACAGGAACAUUUCCAGGGCGGCUCCUGAUAAGAGGUGCUGGACACGCACUUUAGAUGCACACACCGCACGUGAACUCGCCUUACACACACAUAUACACAUACACGCUGCUGAAUCAUUCAUGGUACCAGCAGUAACACCGAACAAACCCAGCAGGAUCCAGCAGAGUACCCAGGCAGUAGUCCUUGUCUGCAGUGAUCCGCAUACUGUGCAUGAGAUAUGAGUGAUCAGUAUGUGUGUGUGUCUGUGUGUGAACCGUCAGGUUGUCAUUUGAUCGAACUGAGGGACCCUAGAGAAGUGGAGGGAUUGAAAUUCAGAGGAGAGCUCAUUACAAUCACAAUUCCAGCUGUCAGAAAGCACAAACCUUGUUAUCUUAAAAUUACCUUUCACUUCACUUUGAGCCUCCGCUCGCUGAAGGACAGUCGAGAUGUUAAAGUCACCAAGAACUUAAUAAACAAAGUCACACAUUACAUAAUAAACCAAUGCCUCAAAAGCGAAAUGGUUUUACUCUUUUUGAUGUAGGGGUGUUUUUAUUCUUCGUUAAUGUCCGCUGUGGUUCUGUCUCACAGGUCGAAGCUGCAGAGAGAUCAGGACAGGGACAUCAGCGAGCUCAUCGCUCUGGGUAUGCCCAACCCUCGGUCUGGUAGUGAGGCUCAAUACGACCAGAGACUCUUCAAUCAGAGCAAGGUAAGAAUCGUAGAUGUAUCAGCCGGUAUCUGUUAUGCUGCCUAAGUAUGGAUUUGGAAGCUUCGAGUUGGCCGGACAGAAGAAUUAACAUUGAAUCCAGAAUCAAUGUUGCAGGAGAACACCUCUCCCUGCAGGUUAUACUGGUUUAUUGAUCACAGUGGUGUUAGUGGUGCAGCUAAUAUUGUAAAUGUAGCUAAAGUGCGUCUUAUACACCAACUCUUACAGCAUUUUUGUACCUCAGGCUCUUUAAAAAUCCGUAAUAAACUAAUGAACUAACUAAUAAAAAGAUAGAAAACUGAAUCGAGGAGUACAGAAACUCCCCAAACUAGACACCACUGUGACACCUCUGUGUGUCUCUUUCCAGGGUAUGGACAGCGGUUUCGCCGGCGGUGAGGAUGACACAUACAACGUGUACGACCAGCCGUUCCGCGGCGGCAGAGACAUGGCCGCAAACAUCUACAGACCCAGCAAGAAUAUUGAAAAGGACGCCUACGCCGACGACUUUGACACACUCAUGCAAAACAACAGGUACGACAGAUUGUUCUGUUUUUGUUUGAUCCUGAAUGACAUAUUUGUUUAUUUUAUACUAAUAUUGUCACAUUUGUGCCAGGUUGCUUUUUCAGAGAUCUGUCAAAAUAUAGUUGACUUUCACCAAGAGGAAGUCACGAGUAACAAGUUUAAUAUGUGUGUUUGUGUUCCUGUCUUUCUAUAUUUUUGCAGACUUUGGCUCUCAGACACUCAAAAAAAAUACUGUUACAAUUUCUAUAAGAAUAAAUAAGGACGACCUCAUUUUUUAAAAUUUGCUUAAACGUAAGGUAACACCCGAGACCUAAUGAGUUUGAGACAGUGAAAAUACAUAUGGUAUGUUGUAUCUGAACAGGUUAGCUUAUGAGCUAAAGUUACUUAGCACAGAUGAAAGUUAAAACAAACGUCGCUGAUGUGAACGCUUGUAUUGACAGGAUACGGGUUCCGAAAAAAAUCUUGACGUCUGAAAUAAUCACACGAAAAAAAACGGUCACGGUGUGAAAAGACCUUUACUUAUACGAUUAAAACCCACAGGAUCUGGAACAGCUGCGCUCCGAUCCGGCACGGCAGGCAGAUCAAAUAUGCAAGCAUUAUAAUCAGUGUGUGCGAUUUCACAGAAUCCGUCCACCGUCCGCCUCCGCUGCGGAUCUGCUCCGGCGGCCAGAUCAGCUACGCAAGGGUUCUAUUUUUGCCAGACGCGGCAGCACGGCACAAGCAGCAGCGGAAGUUUUGUGCACCUCAAGUGAAUACCUUGAUCUGUUCACUUGAUAAUAGGAGAAGCCAGAAUUGUGUGUUUAUAUACACCGACGGACGGAUCUCAUUCAAUGUCUUAAGGGAAAACACGCAAGAUCUCGCCCAGUUUUGUGAGAAAUAUCUGUAUUCUCGCGAGCGCUUCUCCUCCGAUGGCAGUGGUGCAUCGCAUCCGGUGGGUGCUGUAUUUUUGCGUAUUUGAUCCACCUGCUGGUCCAGAACUGUGCAGAGCCGUUACGGAUCCAGUGGAAUCCCCGGGUUAGACAGAUUUAUCAGACAAUCCGAACCUGUCUCCAAGGUGACACUGUGAAUGUUUAUCGACCCGUUAAUCAAGUUUGGAGGCAAAGUGAAUCAGACUGCGAACAGAACAGCAAAAGUUUUAACCUUCUCAUCAUCAUAAUCACCAAAAAUAACAAAAGCCUGAUUUAUUCUGAGGUCACUGUGGCAUUAUGUCGAAGCACGAGGUAAGAGUGCACAUGACGCCCCAGCAGGAGCUCUUGUCCUUGGGGGCAGCAGUGCCACACUCCACCAGUCGAGCAUGGCCUGUCCCAUAUGUUUAGUCACCAGCUUGUCAUUGUCCUCUAGGAAUGUUGUCUGGCUGCGGGGUGUUACACCGCCGUGCGAAAACAAUGAGCGAAAAUCUUCGACUUAAACAGAUUUCCUCAGACAGAAAAACAGAUGUUCCACGGAAAACCUGAUAGUUUAGAUGCAGCCUAGUAAUUCUCCUCAUGAGAAAGUCGUCUGCUUUCCUGCUCCGACGAUACCGGAAUAACAAAAACAACAGCAAGACUCUAAUGAUCUUAUAUUUCCUGUCCUCCACGCCAGGUUUGUACCGGACAAAGAGUUCUCAGGUGCCGAUCACGGGCAGAGGCGAGAGGGUCCUGUGCAGUUCGAGGAGGAUCCCUUCGGUCUGGAUAAGUUCUUGAAGGAGGCGAAGCAGCACGGAGGCUCCAAGAGGCCCUCCACCAGCGGCCGCUCAAAGGAAGACUACCACGACAAGAAACGCAGGAAGGAGUAAGAGCGAGGCGGCGCAGAGGGCGGUGUCAGGCUGCUGCUAUCGUGUCGGAGGUCAGGGAGGUGCUCUGCAUCCCCCCAGUGGUUGACAAGUUUUUGAGUAAACUAAACUCGAUCAGGAAUCAUCUGCCAGGUGUUUGUUUCUUUAGUGUGAGGAAGGUGAAAUGCUGCGUUCGAGUUACCUCGGAAGUCGGAGCUGAAAAUCACGGCACACCAAAGUUACCAACGUUUCAGGCACCGAGUCGGAAGAAAGCAAAAUUGGAAAGUUAUUUUAGAGCUUGCCUUGUCUUUGUUAGCCAUCUUGUUUCCACCUCCGAUUUUGUUUUUUUCCGACUUUGUAACUAAAACGCUUAUAACUCGUGUGUAACGUCGUUUUCGGCUCCAACAUCUGACUUCUGAGGUAACUCAGUAAAGAUUGUCAGAGAUGCUCAUGAUUUCAUCUUUUUUGCAUUUGUAGUUUGCUCCUCGUUUCGAUAUCAUUCAGCGUCAUGAUAAAUACGACUAAAGUGGAGCUAAAUUGAUAGCUGUUGUACGUGCGAGGUCAGCCUCUGCAUCUUUAAAAGUCUCACUGCAGCAAAGGCCAUAUUAUAUGUAAAGCCCAGAUAUUCGAUGUUGUUUUUGUCAUUGAAACCUGUAGAUUUUAGUUAUUUUAUCUUUUUUUUUUACAUCUGCAGAGUUAAAGAAGCCCAGCAGAAACUGUUCACACCCCUUUUUUUCUGAUUUGUCCCUCUCCCUGUCAGCUGUGUUUUAUUUAAGCCUCUGGUGUAACUGUGUGCGCAUUCAAACCCCGUGUGUAAUGGCAGAUAUGUACAGAAGUCUGAGCUUUUACCUGGAAGAUGUUAAGCAAACUAGCUUUAUAAUUCUUGUACAUUACUACCAGCGGAUAAAUAAAUUUCAUAUAGCGUGUAA
Xyrichtys novacula (pearly razorfish) is the source of this 9201-nucleotide messenger RNA. NCBI's taxonomy places the organism in Eukaryota, Metazoa, Chordata, Actinopteri, Labriformes, Labridae. The record is from the annotation of a GenBank genome assembly.